GGUUUCCGGUCGGCGGUGGGCACCGGCUGCCCGGUGACGUGUAACGGACGGUGGGCCGCAGCCAUGAGCGAGAGGAAACCUAACGGUGGCAGCGGCGGGGCCUCCACCUCCUCGUCGGGCACUAACUUACUGUUCUCCUCCUCGGCUACGGAGUUCAGCUUCAACGUGCCCUUCAUCCCAGUCACCCAAGUUGCCGCUUCGCCAGCCUCCCUGCUCUUGCCAGGAGAGGAUUCCACAGAUGUCGGUGAGGAGGACAGCUUCCUUGGUCAGACUUCUGCUCAUACGUCUACCCCACAGACAUUUAGUUACUUCUCUCAGGUACCAAGCAGUGGUGACCCUUUUGGGAAUAUUGGGCAGUCACCGUUAACAACUGCAACAGCAUCGGUUGGACAAUCACCCUUCUCUAAACCCCCAGCUGCUCUCCCUUUUACAACUGGAUCGCAAGAUGUGUUGAAUGCAUUUUCGCCGUCUGUUUCGAAGGCUCAGUAUGGUGCUCCACCUAUGCCACAGAUGGGAGUAAAUGCUUACCUGCCUUCUCAGCAGAGCGGUCUCCCUCCUGCACAUUUUGGGAGCCCACCGCCAGGAGCACCCCAACAAGGAUACAAUCCGUAUCGCCACACUCCUGGCAGCAGCAGGGCUAACCCUUAUAUUACACCACCACAGCUGCAGCAGUGCCAGACACCUGGCCAUCCCACCCAGCUGCCACCCCCUGGACCCCCUGUUCAGAUGUACCAGAUGCCUCCUGGAGCUUUGCCACCGAGUCCUCCUUCAGUGCAGUCAGCCUUGCCCCCACCAGCACAGCAGCAGGUACUGGCUAGACCUGCAGGCCCCUCGGUCCAAGCACCACCUCCUUUUCUACUUCAAAACCAAUAUGAACCUGUUCAACCCCACUGGUUUUACUGCAAGGAAGUAGAAUGCAAACAACUGUGGAUGCCUUUCAGUGUGUAUGACUCUUUUAAUCUUGAAGAAAUCUAUAAUUCAGUCCAGCCAGACCCCGAGAGUGUGGUUCUAGGGACAGACGGAGGGCGUUACGAUGUUCACCUCUAUGACCGGGUGAGGAAGCCUGUGUACUGGGAGGAGGAGCCUGCUGAAGUGAGGCGCUGCACUUGGUUCUACAAGGGAGACGCGGAUAGCAGAUUUAUUCCCUAUACUGAGGAGUUCAGUGAGAAGCUAGAGGUACGUGCACUUUACUGCUUUAUGCGUGUACAUUGGAGCUUCGUCUGUUGUAUCCUGAAGGUUAUUGUCCAGUUCCAGCCUUCCUCAGUGCCAGAUGAAUGGGGGACCACACAAGAUGGACAGACAAGGCCCAGAGUUGUCAAACGUGGGAUUGAUGAUAGCCUGGAUGAAAUUCCUCACGGUGUGUAUAGUUUGUUUAGGACCAACGUGCAUUUGAGUUUUCUGUUGUUUUCGCACCAUUCUUUAGCAAAAUACUUUUUCUUUUCCUUUCUAAACAGGAAUAUUAAGAAAAUCACUUUACCAAGUAUUGGACGGUUUCGUCACUUUACCAAUGAAACCUUGCUAGAUAUUUUGUUUUACAAUAGCCCCACCUACUGUCAGAGAAUUGUGGAAAAAGUGGGAAUGGAGAUAAACCGACUGUAUGCGCUCUUCAUGGGUCGGAACCCGGACUUCAAGGGAGGGGUCUCUGUGGCUGGUCAUAGUUUAGGUAAAACUGUCAAAUGUGCACAUUUUAAACAUAAUUUUUCAGAAAAAAUUGUUGAAAGUCCAGAUUUUUCCAAGGAUGAGGACUACUUAGGAAAGGUUGGAAUGUUAAACGGAGGCCGCCGAAUUGACUACGUUCUUCAGGAAAAGCCAAUAGAGAGUUUUAAUGAAUAUCUUUUUGCUCUUCAGAGUCACUUAUGCUAUUGGGAAUCUGAAGAUACUGCCUUGUUAUUACUUAAAGAAAUUUAUCGAACAAUGAACAUUAGUCCAGAACAGCCCCAGCAUUGAUUGGACUUCAGUUUCACUGUUUUGUCUUCACAGAAAGUCCCAGUGUAAAUUACAUUGCUGAGAAAAUGCUCAGAGGAUGGUCCCAGUUUUCUCCUGUGAUGGAUGUCAGAAAAGUGACUUGUCGACAACUUCUCAGUAUAGAGUUCUCAGAUGUAGGGCUUCAUUUAGAAGAAAAUAACAUACAACAAAAAAAACAGUGAAAACAUCACUACCACAUUUGGACAGUGUAGAUGAGAAAAUGUGACUGUAAAAAUGGUGCGAUUAAAAAUGUCCCAGAUCAUUUUAGUUGUACAGUUGUCAAAGUCAUGUGGAUCAGUGAAGAAAUAUACGUAGCAUGCGGACGGUUAUUUCUAUUCAACAGUUGUCAGUGGGCCAUUCAAUGUGCGUUUUUUAAUUAAUGUAGUCUGCUGUUUUUAUUCAAGUACAGACUUCUUGAGAAACUAUAGUAAUAUGAUUUUUAAACAAUAAACAACUGAUAUCCUACUUUAAAUGUGAAUUGUAGUGCUGAGCUGCUUUCAUGAGGAUUAUUUGUAUUUGUUCAGAGGAAGUAACCAAGAUCUCUAACAUCCUGCACUGAGUUGGAGGUUUUUAUAAAGCCUUUCAAGCUAUUGCCGAGCGCAUGGUCGUGGAAGGACGUGAAGUGCUCUCUUAUUCCACAGCAGUCCCAGGAAGGGCUCUGCAGCACGUCUCUCUUCCCUGGGAGGGCAUCAUCCAAGUAGCUAUGCAGUCGCCUCAUUGCGAAACUUCCGACUAACGUGAGAACCAAAGUAGAGGACUUUUUUUGUUUUUGUUUUUUUUUUGCUUUGUAUUAAUCUUACUUAUACCAAAGUGUUUGAAAGUAUGAAUUGUAUUGCUUCUAGAUAUAAAACUCCUUCAUGAAAAGACUGUUCUGUAAUAAUAUUUCACUUUGUUUUGCUAUAAAUUCAGAUUCUUGAAAUAUUUUCCUAAUCCUAAAUGGGAAUGCUGAUUUUCUUCUUUUGUUGUGUAGUAGAAACAUUUUACCUUGUUUACAUAGUUCUCAUGGGACAUAGAAUUUUUUGAAAGCAACGUAUGAUACACAUUUUUCGUGUAUAUAUUCUAAUUAGUCUGAAUAAAACAGCAUCAAUGCAGUUUUUUAAGCAGCAAACGUCUGUAUUUCUCUUAUCUUCCUUAAAAGUAUUCCUGUGAGGCCAAUGUUCAUUCACUUUUCAUUGUGAGUACCCAGUAUAUAGUUAACACAUACCUAUAGCACUUGCUCACUGUAGUAGAAUUAGAACAGUAGAAUUUUAGAGCUGCAACUGACGCCAGACGACAUGUAUCCCAACCACCUCAUCCUACAGCCGAGGACACGACAUUAAAUGCCUUUGCCAGCUGCCCGGACCUUUGUGUGGCCUUCAUUUCACUCCAUGAGUCCUGCUCCUUCUCCUGAAAUUUUCGGUUGCCUUCCCAGUACUGAAGAAAUGAAGAAAAAUGAGGACUAUUUAUGUAUAUUUUAAUAAAAUCCAGUUUGAUUUUUCUACUCAUAACUGGUUUUGUUUGUAUUAUUCAGCCUAGGUCUUCUGAGUAAUGGGCAGAUGAGAGGCAACACUUGAACCAGUUUUCGUAGAAGAAACGUGUGCCAGCUGAGUUUCAGGAUCUUGCAAUCUUAUUUUAAUGCUUGAGGAGACAUAAAAUAGACUUUGCUGGUGAUUCUGCCUGUGGACAUUGAUCUAUAUCACGAUUCAGGUUCUUUACAACACAAACAGCAGGUCCCCUGCAGGCAGAGUGUAUUUAUUAGCAUACGGUUCACUAUUGUAACCACCAUGCCUCCCACACAGUCUUAAACAGUCUUGCACAGACUCAAGCACUUUCCAAAUAUCUGUUGAAUAAAUGAAUUUGAAAAAUCAAAACCAUAUUUUUAUACUUGGAAGAGACCUUGG
This is a messenger RNA of Trichechus manatus latirostris (Florida manatee), 3845 nucleotides long. It is a transcript of the gene SEC23IP, whose product is annotated as SEC23 interacting protein. Gene Ontology annotation, molecular function: metal ion binding; glycerophospholipase activity. Bases 64 to 1947 code for a protein of 627 amino acids. Lineage: Eukaryota; Metazoa; Chordata; Mammalia; Sirenia; Trichechidae. The record is from RefSeq and is a predicted model, not a curated record. Gene Ontology annotation, cellular component: COPII-coated ER to Golgi transport vesicle; cytoplasm. The transcript has 9 exons.